AUGGAGAAAGUAGCAUUCAUAUUCAUCGGUCUUAUACUUUUCUCAACAUGCACUCAGAUUCUAGCACAAUCUUGUCAAAAUGUCUCUGAUUGUGUUCAUAUGAAAUGUGUAACGAAGAUCAAAUGUGAGAACAACCAUUGUAAAUGCGUCGAUACAAAACACAGAGCUUUACCACUUGACACGAACUGUGGUGUUGCUGCUUGCAUUGACGUUUGCAAGGCGAAAGGUGAACAAGCUUAUGCGUGUAUCCUAAACCAGUGUUAUUGCCGUAAACCUCCUAUGUAA
Messenger RNA from Eruca vesicaria subsp. sativa (arugula), 285 nucleotides. The record is from the annotation of a GenBank genome assembly. Lineage: Eukaryota; Viridiplantae; Streptophyta; Magnoliopsida; Brassicales; Brassicaceae.